GGCAAAGUGGUAAAAGUCCAGUCUAUUCCUGCUCGUGAAUGAAUAUAUAUCUAUAUCCAUCCUGAACAUCUCCAGUACCGAAAUGAUUGGCAGCUCUUGUGGUAUAAUUGCGCGUUAACUUGACUUAACUUGACUUGACAUUGCAUCUACUGUCCCACUGUAACCAUGGUCCAGUUCAGCUUCAAUGCCACCCUAUCCGGGCUCGCCGCGCUGCUUCCACUGACAGCAAGUGCCGCUUCCUUCCAGCGUGUCGACGAAUCCUUCGGACCCAACCCAACCAACGCAGGUUUCUACAUCUACGUUCCCGAUGUCCUCGCUCCCAGUCCGCCGAUUCUUGUAAAUCCCCAUUGGUGCCACGGCGAUGCCAAUGCGACUUACACGGGGUCCCAAUACGCCACGUUGGCCAGCCAAUACGGCUUCAUUGUCAUUUAUCCGGAUAGCCCCAACACGGUGGACAAGUGCUGGGACGUCUCGUCCAAUGACACCUUGACCCAUGACGCGGGGGGCGACAGUCUUGGCAUCACCAGCAUGGUGCGCUGGACCCUUGCCAAGUACAACGGCGAUGCGGGUCGUGUCUUCGUCACGGGAAUCUCCUCGGGAGCCAUGAUGACUAACGUCCUCAUCGGUGCGUACCCAGACAUGUUCGCUGCGGGGUCGGCCUUCGCGGGCGUGGCGUUUGGGUGUUUUGCAGGCGACGGCUUCGAUGUCUGGAGUGACGCCUGCGCUACAGGUCAAGUGACGCACUCGGGGGCCGAAUGGGCUGCUAUCGUGAAAGCCGCAUACCCGGGGUAUACGGGGUGGCGGCCUAAGAUGCAGGUUUCUCAUGGCACGGUGGAUGAGGUGCUUAAUUAUACGAAUUUUGGGGAGGAGGUCAAGGAGUGGACAGCGGUAUUGGGGCUGAGUGACAAACCAACCAGCGUUUUUCUCGAUACGCCCGUGGCAAAUUGGACGAAGUCGGUGUAUGGAGAUAAUGACUGGUUCGAAGCGUACAGUGCGGCGGGGACGACGCAUAAUAUUCAGAACCAGGAAGCCAUGGUUAUGCAGUGGUUUGAUCUUGCGUGCACGGGGAAUAGGUGCUUCAGGUGGGGAAAAGGGUCGCCAAAUGGAUCUAACGGGACUACGAAUGGGCUGGCUUCGAGGGCAGGAAUGUCUUCCGGUGCCACUCGGAGGUCACUACGAGGGUCGAGCCCGCGGUCGUUGCGGGUAUCAUCGUUGUUGCAACGACAAUAAAAGUCUUGACUUCAAAGGCGAUACCACGGGAGACUCUGCCUAGUAUAAUAGUGUCUAAUCUUACUCCUUGGGAAUAGGGGCCUGUUAUGCGGGUGGCUGUGGCAACGCACAAUGCAAAUACAGAAUGUGAUAAUUGAAGCUACUCGGGGAAUAUCGAUAUGGGACACAGAGUUAAGCGGUUAUAAGAGAAAAUAGGCAUUGAACCCUAAAGUAUGUUAGUUUGAGGGAAGAUUCUGUUACGCCC
Messenger RNA from Pseudomassariella vexata, 1474 nucleotides. RefSeq names its product Alpha/Beta hydrolase protein. The transcript has a single exon. Bases 166 to 1230 code for a protein of 354 amino acids. Gene Ontology annotation, cellular component: extracellular region. Gene Ontology annotation, molecular function: hydrolase activity. Lineage: Eukaryota; Fungi; Ascomycota; Sordariomycetes; Amphisphaeriales; Pseudomassariaceae. The record is from RefSeq and is a predicted model, not a curated record.